GUGAACGCGAUAUAGAAGGGCCCUUCAUAUCCAGAAGCCCCGAUAUCCUUGCGAUCUACCUAUAGCUUAUCCUGUUGAUUUGAGACCCUUCCACGAUAUCUUUUUCCUUUUUUCGUACGCGAUGGUGCGGGGUAUGCAAACGUGAAUGGUCAUUCUAUUCCCACCCGCGCAGACAAUAUCACCUUUGCGCCUGGCAGACUGGAAGAGCCCACGACAACGAUGUCUCAAGCUCUAAAAGAAAGCGAUAUUCUGUUUCCGCACCUUUCCAACACACCGAAUUUAUCCAGCACCCUCUCUUCUCUACGCCGCUCAACAUUAUCAACGCACAACCGCCUUCAUUCAAUCAUCUCCGACAGCAUUUUCGUCAGUUCAGUCGCAUCUGCCUACGAUCUACCUCUCAUAGCCAAUGAACGUUGUGGAAGCUGGUACAUUCCACCAACCCAAAAGUCUGGAUCUGUCUACUUCAAGAGCACGGACGGUCACAUGGGCGAAUGGAGUUUCAGUUUGAGAAGACUAAAUCUGCAACUGCUGGAUGUGGUGGAGAAGUUUGGCGGUGCCGUGGUUGUGGAUAGCACGAGGAGGGGCAAGAGUAUGCCGGACGCGCUGAGCAAAACCAUCCCGACAUGGUGCUGUGUGAUCAACAGAGCUGUAUUCGGCAUAAUAGAGAAAGACGAGAUGCGAUUAUUCACGCCGCCACAAGCCGUGGGAGAAAGCGAGCAUGCGCAAAUGGAGAAGAGGAUAGACGGAUUUGUGCAACAGUUUCUGGAUAUCUGCAAACCUAACAUUGUGGACCUUCGCAGUAGGCUGAAGAAGCCGCUGCGGCCAAUAUGGGUAACACAACAAUCAUCUCUUCCGGAUGCCGCGCCUUCUUUUCCCGACUUCCACCCUGUCGUGCUCUGCACAGCAUCGCGACGGGUACGCGGUGCUGAAGCAUCCGAAAGCGGGUAUAUCCAGGGUGCUGCCGAUGACCACGAAGCAUGGUCUCAUGGACUCACGCCGACAGUCUUCUGGAAUAACAAGGAUGUGCUGAUGAAGACGAGCGAGGAAAACGCGCCAGCUCUGAUCGAAAGAUUGCUCAACGAAGACGGAGGUAGUAGUGCAGUUGCAAGUUUGAUCAAACCAACGUCCAGACUGUACAUCUCUCCUAGCGACCAGAUGAAGCUCGACGGAUUCGACGUUGUGAUCGGCUGUACACCAGAGCCCUUUGCCCCUUCGACACUAAAGGAGGCCGGAGUCAAACACUACUUGCACCUCAAAUGCCAAACCGGCAAACUUGGGUCGCGCGAUCUUCGCACUCAACUGCCUCGAAUUUUAGAUUUCUUCUCAUCCCUUUCAGAAUCAAUAGCCGGAAAGAUCCUCGUAUGCUGUCCAACAGGCAAAGAUCUAUCCGUCGGUACCGCCUUAGUAGUACUAUGUCUCUACACAAACGAAGAGGGAGCGAUGAAUACCAGUGCACCAAAGGAGACAAGUGCCAUUGGGAAAGCCUUCAUCAAGCAAAGACUCAGUUGGAUAACAACAAGCGACCCAGCACUAAACCCCAGUCGAAGCACGCUUCAAAGUGUCAACGCUGUUCUGCUCGAAAGCCAAGACCCAAAAGCUUUCCUGCAAACGAAGAGCACCAGCACGGGCACAGGUAUCACCACCUCGAUACCAAUCCGAGAAACAAGACCCCUGCCACAGGAACCACGAUCAGACGAGCCCUCUACACCCCAAACCCCAGAGCAAAGCCCUCCGUCAACCCCCAAAUCCAUUUUUGACAAUCUACGUACCUCAUCAGACAAAUCAUGGACCUUCACCCGUCAACUCCGCUCCGCCCUACCGACUCAUCCCUCGGGCACAGUAACAGGAACAGCGGCGUUCACGUCCUGCAACCUACCAGCCUCCUUCCCACCAACUCUGCUCUACGCCGAAGAAGGCGAGUUCUCCACAGACACGGGACUCAAGUUCAACGCACGCAGGAAAUACGUGUACCAACUCAAAACGUCGACAUCAGAAAGCACAGACGAGAAAGCAGGAGGAGACUACAUCGCCGUCCGUUUCUUCGACGAUGAGAAGAUGCCGCGAGCGGAUGUCGAGGAUGGCGUGGGAAAGAACGGGGAGGGGGUCGGGGGCUCAUUCGUAGACAUGGGUGAUUUAGAGACGAGUGGGAAGGAGGUGAAAGCCAAGAACAAGGAAACGCAUCUUUGUGCCGAGGAUUUGUAUACUGCUAGUUGGACAUUCGGACUAGGCAUUGUCAAUGGGUGUGCGGAGGAUAUGUGGUGGGAAGUGCGAUACGAUGUCAAGGGACCGAAGAAGGAUUAUGUGAGUACCACGAGGUAUACCCUCAUUUGACGGACAGAGAAGAG
Molecule: messenger RNA, 2345 nt
Organism: Alternaria rosae
Lineage: Eukaryota; Fungi; Ascomycota; Dothideomycetes; Pleosporales; Pleosporaceae
Product: initiator tRNA phosphoribosyl transferase-domain-containing protein
Exons: 2
Coding region: 220-2331 (703 amino acids)
Biological process (GO): charged-tRNA amino acid modification
Cellular component (GO): cytoplasm
Molecular function (GO): tRNA adenosine(64)-2'-O-ribosylphosphate transferase activity
Source: RefSeq, a predicted model, not a curated record